This is a messenger RNA of Loa loa (African eye worm), 390 nucleotides long. RefSeq lists its product as hypothetical. The record is from RefSeq and is a predicted model, not a curated record. NCBI's taxonomy places the organism in Eukaryota, Metazoa, Nematoda, Chromadorea, Rhabditida, Onchocercidae. The transcript has 4 exons. Bases 1 to 390 code for a protein of 129 amino acids.
AUGAUUGAAUUGACCUUUCGUGGUUCACUUUCAAUUUUACAGCUGACGGUUAAGGCAUUCCGGAAAAUUUUCCAUAGUUUUUAUGCUAUCAAUCGAUUAGGAGCACAGUGUAUUAUUCAGGUUGUUCACAUGGAUAAUUUAUACCCAAACCUUCUGGGUCAAAGGUGGAGCGGUUGUGUUGAUGUAGUAUUUACGUUAUUGCAUAAGUCAGGGAGGUCAUGGCUUUUGUUGGCAUGGUAUAGAGUAAAGGAUUCUCUUUACAGGAACAUUUGUGGUGGUGGUGGUGGCGGCGUUGGAGAUGUAGAAUACGCCCUCAUCACGUGCACAUCGCGCAGCGCACUUUACAUCAACGCGCAUAGCGGUUCUGCUUCACUGAUGCAGCAGUGGUAA